Molecule: messenger RNA, 258 nt
Organism: Colletotrichum costaricense
Lineage: Eukaryota; Fungi; Ascomycota; Sordariomycetes; Glomerellales; Glomerellaceae
Exons: 1
Coding region: 1-258 (85 amino acids)
Source: RefSeq, a predicted model, not a curated record
AUGUCAGAACUCAACGAACCACUUGUCUGGGAAAGGAAGGGAAGGGAGCCAAGCGAGCAAGCAGCAGCAGCAGCAGCACCACCACCACCACCACUACCAUUAGCAAGCAGGCAAGCACAACGGCGGCGGCCGACAUGCAAGCGCGGCACAAGUAUCUUUUGCUAUGUUGUCAAGGAUUAUACACCAUCACCGGGGUCCAAGACUCUGGGCAUCCGUUGUUGGACCAUGGAUGGCGGAAUGGACGGCGAGGUGGACUGA